AUGAGCAAGGAAUUGCCUGACUUGAUGAUUUUACGUAUCUGCCUGCAACAACCCAACUAUGCCCGUAAUCCUGAGGCUGCAGGAAAGAAAAUGAUGUGGCCCGGCAGUAAUCCUGACGACGAGAUUGAUCCCCAAUUGAACACUGUGGAUGCACUAUCUGGUAGACAAGCACAGAGCUCUGGGUUGGUGGAAGAUGGAACAAAGUGUCCCAAUGACAAGGAUCAACAUCCCACUUUAUCACCAAACACCACAUGCCCUGCAAAAUCUCCAAAUACAGUAUGCCCUAUAAAAGCCCUUGAAGUUGAGGACCCAAGCUGGCUUGUUGACAACAAUAGACUAAGGUCUUUAGUGGAGGUGAAAGAUAUCCAAGAUGCUCUAAGGGAUCCUGAACUGCAGAAAAUGAUACUUAAAAUUGACGGGUCUUCAGAACCAGAAAAGGAAUUGGAGAAAGUGAUGGAAGGUCAAGCUUUUCGCCAAUUCACCGAUAAGAUUCUCGACAUUGUCAGUCCACAAGAAUGAUCGCCUAUCCUGUUUGGUGGAACUCUGAUGCUGGAGAAAAUAGAGGCAUCCAGGCAAACAAGGGAAAACGGAGCACCUCAUCUCUGUUUUCCAUUUCCAGGAUGGGGUUCCCUGGUCUAUGGAAUUUAUGCUUACUGCAAAAUAUCUGAGUUACCAAAGAAAUUUCCUAGUUGGUAGCAUCCUACAUUUCGGUUCAGCGACCUGUCCAAGCUCUAUGUUAGUGUAGUAUAGACAGCGACUCUAUACUGACUCUGGAGAGGAUGCUGGGAAGAAAAAUAGUGGGUGGAUGCUUCCACUGACCACCGUAUCUCCUUCAUGCUCUUUGACAGAUGCGAGCUAAGUUGAGCGAUCAAUGCCUGCGAGAAUUCUUGCCGUAAUCUUUGCUUUCGACCUUUUGUUUUAUGAGAAUCUUGUUUUCACCCUGGCA
Molecule: messenger RNA, 946 nt
Organism: Panicum virgatum (switchgrass)
Lineage: Eukaryota; Viridiplantae; Streptophyta; Magnoliopsida; Poales; Poaceae
Exons: 7
Coding region: 1-519 (172 amino acids)
Source: RefSeq, a predicted model, not a curated record